CAGAUGUGUUCAUUUUAUUGACAAUUUGACAGUGACAGUUUGCUUACAGUGAAAUUAGCGAUAUCAUUUUUGUUGAUAAAAUAUAAAUUAUCGAGUAAUAAUGUCUUUCUUUGGAGUAGGAAAUCCCUUUUCAACACCUGUUGGCCAAAAAAUAGAGCAAGCUACAGAUGGCUUACUACCGUCGGAGAACUGGGCCCUCAACAUGGAAAUCUGCGACCUCAUCAACGCGUCUCCGGAGGCCGCCAAGGACGCCAUCAAGGCGAUCAGGAAGAGGCUGACUCAGAGUGCGGGCAAGAACUACACGGUGGUGAUGUACACCCUGACCGUGCUGGAGACCUGCGUCAAGAACUGCGGGAAGCCGCUGCAUGUGCUCGCCUGCCACAAGGAGUUCAUUUCUGAACUGGUAAAACUCAUUGGACCCAAGAAUGACCCUCCAACUAUAGUACAAGACAAAGUGCUCAGCCUCAUCCAGUGCUGGGCAGACGCAUUCCAAACUCAACCUGACCUACAGGGUGUCGUGCUGAUCUACAACGAGUUGAAGCAGAAAGGCGUUGAGUUCCCAAUGACUGACUUGGACGCGAUGGCGCCGAUCUUCACGCCUCAGAGGAGUGUCCCGGACGGCGCGGGCGACCCGGCCGCGUCGCCGCAGCGCGUCGGCGCAGCGCAGUCCACCCCCAGCAUACAGCUGCGUGACAUCAUGCCGCAGAGCACCGACAGCAUCAAUACAGUCGAUAAAUAUGUGACCCUGACCCCGCAGCAGACGAGCAAACUCUUCGCGGAUCUAGCAGUAGUGGAGGGCAACAUGGCGGUGAUGGCGGACAUGCUCAACGAGCUCACCGCCGCGCCGCCGCCGCACCACCCACAGGACCUCAAGCUACUUGAUGAAUUGGCAGAAAUCUUGGUAGCCAUGCAGGAGCGCGUGGCGGCGCUGGUGGCGCGGCUGGCGGGCGACGCGCCGCUCACCGCCGCGCUGCUGGCCGCCAACGACCAGCUCAACAACCUGCUGCUGCGCUACCAGCGCGCCGCCACCAACCGCAAUAAAGCGGCGAUGAGCGGCAAGAGCCCGGCGGCGGCGCUGGGCGCGGCCAUGGGGGUGCCUAUGGGCAGCGACGGAGCUUCGAAGAGUGAAGAUGACGCGUUGAUCGACCUGAGUGACGACGUGCCCGAUAUUACUAAACUGACGGUGAAGGACCCCUCGGGCGACAAGUCCCCCGGCAGCUCGAAGGACGAGUUCGACAUGUUCGCGCAGUCGCGCAACCUCACAUAUGAAAACUCCAAAACAGGAGGCAGCAGUUACGCUGACAACUUGGAAGAGCAAUCGUCGUCGAGCCUGGUGGCCGCGGCCAAUCAGCGCGCGACACAGGGCGCGCCCUUGCCGACCGGCAUGGACCAGCGAGAGAUCGAUGAGAUCGCCGCGUGGCUGGAACAGGAAAAGGCGGCGGCCUCCACGGCUGAGGGCGCACAAGAGUCGGUCACCAGCAGUGACUUCGACAAGUUCCUGGCCGAGCGCGCCGCGGCAGCCGACAACCUACCCAAUGCCAACGACGAUAGAGCCCAAAACACCCCGCAGCAGACCCCGAGACACCGACAGAUCAAGAAAGAGGAGCCAAAUUCUAUGUUCGCGCUCUGAUGUGCUAACUGAAGUGGUAGAUAUAGAUAUUAUAACGUCACUUAUGAGUAUCGCAGUGUACACUCUCCUAGUUUGUUAGUCUCACCUGAUUUUGAUGACGUCACUUCUUCGUCGCGGUUUUGCGAGGACAGUGGCGCCGUGCGGGCGUUUUCGGAACUUUAUAAUGAUUUGAAGAGAAAUCGCAGCGUAGCUCUGCUGUUGUCUUGAAGCUAAAUUGUACAAAGUUUUGUUUGAAAUAUAUUGUAAACUAUAAAAGUGUUCUCGGAAAGUAAAGCUACGUGUUUGUAUAGUUUGUUUUAUAGAUUAUUGUCUACUUGUUUGAAUAUCGAAAAACUAUGACUAAAUACGAUAUUAAAUGUUUUUAAUUUGCAUCGAAUUUCAAACAGUCACAGGAUCUUGACGUUGGGUGUGCAUUCACUGAUAUUUAAAUCAUAACUAAUUAAUUAUUGAUAUCUUAAUAAAUAAUGGAUAUACCAUUGCGUGCCUAGCUUUGGUAGAGUAAAAUUGAAAUAUUUUAAGCUGAUGAAAACGACUAAUAAAUUAAAUGGUGUAUUAAGAAACCAUGAUGAGAUAGUACAUAAAUGUAUGUAUAUUAUGUAGGUAUGGUUUUAAGGCAAUAUUAAAACAAUAUUGCAUGCAAAUAAUCAUGAGAUUUUUUGGAAACGAUAUGAUUAAGUAUGGAUAAAGGACACAGAUGGAUAAAAUCACGGGAGUGGAGGAUUUGAUACGAUUGUACAGGGAAUAAGUAUAUAGAAUGUAUGUAUUUCUAUUCUGAAUUUCAACUUAAAAUACUUCAACAUUCAAGUCUAAUAAUGCUUGGUGCAAAGCUUCCCAUCGUAUCGGGUACAACCUAGUAUUAAUAAAACCAAUUCGCAGUUGAGUCUCAAUAACAAUCCGUCUGUGAAUUUAGAUAAUAAUAUAGAUUUUCAAAUCAAAAGUUUUCAAUUCCUUUGAGGGCAGCUAUAAAAUACGUAAAUAGAUGUUACAACAUACUCAAUAUUUUAUGCUAUCAUAAUUUACACUACCGCAUGUCACUGGGUUAAUUGGUUUCAUUAUUACUAGUUUUCAGUGUAAUGUAACUACAAUAGGGUAAGUUGCGACUAGUUUCACUAAUGUAUUACACAUUUGCAUAGAUUUUUGUAUCGCGGUAAGCAUUUAAAUUGAAGAAUUAAAGUGUAAAAAAAGACAAGCGUUAACAAGUGCUUAUGAGUAUUUCAGGAUUAACUUUUUAUAAAGCAAGCAUUUAGUGUCUUUGGUGUGAUAUUUUUAAUCAUUUUGCUGUUGUAUUCCCUGUUUUUUUCUGCCCUGUAUACAUAGAGUAAUGUUUAAUUAUUUAUAUUGCACACGUAUUAUUAUUAUGACUGUAUAUUUUGCUUUUGUACAAUCACGAUGGUUGAUAAGUAGGUAAAAAUUGACUGUUGUUAAUUAUUUAAUAGAACUGAAGUCUCGAAACUGAUAUAAGUACGGAGAUAUUGGAUGAAAUUGAUCGACGAACAACUACCUACAAUGUACCUAUGAUAUAAUGAACGCAAUGUUGCCAACGCGUUAUUAUUAUUUAACUUGCACCAAAGUAACAGACUCAAGCUUGGAUUAACACAUUUAUAUUUUAACCAUUCCAUUACGUUUAUAAAUACUAGAAUUUUAUUUUGUUCUUUUGGUGUUAUUGUGAUAAUUUUGACAGAACAACAUUGUUAAGUAUUUAUAGUUAUGUUUUGUUGUAUUCAAUGUAUUUAAAAUAAAUCAUUUACCAGAUAA
Messenger RNA from Plutella xylostella (diamondback moth), 3385 nucleotides. Lineage: Eukaryota; Metazoa; Arthropoda; Insecta; Lepidoptera; Plutellidae. The record is from RefSeq and is a predicted model, not a curated record.